GUGGCUCGCUGAGGCGGCUGCCCGGCUCCUGCCCGCGCCUCCCAGCGUACCGGGGUGCUGGCCUUAGGGCGGCUGUGCCUCAUCGCUUACAGAGAAGCAGCUGCUCACAGAGGAGCUGCACAGCUUCAGGGAGGCUGGGUUUAUAUCUGCUUCCAUCCCAGGGUGUGAUCGUAGGAUGGGUUGGCUUAGAAGGCAUCUCAAAGGUCAUCCAGUCCCACCCCCAUGCCCCGGGCAGGGCCACGUCCCACCAGCCCAGGUCGCUCUGAGCCCCGUCCAGCCUGGCCUUAAGUGCUUCCAGGGCUGGGGCACCCACAGCUGCUCUGGGCCGCCUGUGCCAGCGCCUCGCUGCCCUCACAGGAAAGAAUUUCUUCCCAAUAUCUAAUCUCAAUCUCCCCUCUUUCAGCUUAAAGCCGUUCCCCCUUGUCCUAUCGCUACAGGCCCUGCUAAAAAGUCCCUCUCCAGCUUUCUUGUGAGCCCCUUUAAGUACUCUUCAGUGCUGCUCUAAGGUCUCCCUGGAGCCUUUUCUUCAGGCUGAACAACCCCAGCUCCCUCAGCCUGUCCUCAGAGGAGAGGUGCUGCAGCCUCUGAUCAUCUUUGUGGCCUCCUCUGGACUCGCUCCAACAGCUCCAUGUCCUGGAGGCCCCAGAGCUGAAUGCAGCGCUGUGGGGGGGGGGGGGGGGCUCCCCAGAAUGGAGUAGAAGGGGAGAAUUCCCCCCUCCUCACCCUGCUGGCCACGCUGCUGGGGGUACAGCCCAGGAGACUGUUGGCUUUCUGGGCUGCCAGCGCACAUUGCUGGCUCAUAUCCAGCUUUUUAUCACCCCCCAGGUCCUUCUCUACAGGGCUGCUCUCAAUCCCUUCCCCGCCCAGCCUGUAUUUGUGGUUGGGAUUGCCCUGCCCCACGUGCAGGACCUUGCACUUGACCUUGUUGAACUGCACGAGGCCACCCCUCGAGCCUGUCCAGUCCCCUCUGGAUGGCAUCCCUUCCCUCCAGUGCCUCGACACCCCCCCCCCCACCCCCCCCCCAGCUUGGUGUCGUUGGUAUUUAAGGAGUGUAACAGUGAAGACUGGGAGAACGGAGCUGCCUGCUCAGACCAGGUUCGGCAUAGCGUGGCACGGAUAAAAGGCUUCACAUCUGCGGCUUGUAGUGGAUUUCUUUGAUCUCGUGCUUUCCCACUUGAGAGGAUCUCCACAGGCAACCGCAUAGAGCGGCUGGGGCUUGGAAAGGCGGCGUUGCCGCUGGCUUCUGGAUGGUUCCCAGGCUGUCCUGCUAUGGCAUUAGUAUGCCGAGCAGGAGACGUCCUCGGCCAGGGGUACACAAAGACCCUGUCUUUUAUUUGCCAAAGAAUCAUAUUUAGGUACAGCUGCAGCACAACCGGUUUGGGGGACGGCUUGAGGGGGCUGCACGAAAAAGGAGAUAAAUUGCUGGGCUGUUCAUACUGAGUUGUGGCCCGUGUUUAGAAGACUGAAGCUGUAACCUGUAGGUUAUACUACAGACUGGCGAGAGAGCAGCAUCGGGUGCAGUCUGCUGGGUAAUCCUCUGCUUUAAUUUCUAGGCAGAAAUUCAAAAAAUGUGUUUCUGUUCACGGUGAGAAGUCACCGUCUGUAUAGGUCUAAUGAAGUGUCGUUUUGGUGUGAAAACUUCCAAGUGCACAGAAUGGUUCCAUGACCUGGAAGAGAAGCUGGUGUACUUGUAUUUCGUUUUAGAGGGUAGGUCGGUUCUUUUGAGAUUUAGCAAUUAUUUUUAUGUCUUCCCUAAGUUAGUUGAAAGAUCAUCAACGAGUUACUGAAACUGGAUGUGACUGGAUCGCUGCUCUGAGCAAGGCCCUAGAUUUAAUUUCUGGAAAAAUAAAUGCUCUGAGCAAAACUCUUGUCUUGGCAGAGCAAGAAUUGUGAUGGUGGUGGUCAACUGGGAGCAUCCCUGGUGAUGCUGGGAUGCUUUCCCUCUUCACACCCCCCCCACACCCCCACCCACCCCCCCUGCAGGAGGAAUGUAGGGCUUGGAAGGGCAUGGAUUGCUUGCGGGCCCUGGGAUUAAAGUGGCAUUGUCUUUCUAAUUUAGAUCCUGAAUGAAAGGAGUUAGUAGUAAGAAUUCAAAGAAAGUACAGUUAUUUCCUCAAGGAGGUUAUGGCUAAAAUUGUAAAACCGAAGCACUAUAGCACGUAAAACUAAAUAAAACUCAAGGCUACUUUUUUUGUUGUUAUUUAUUCUCAGUACUGCAGCAGCGAGGAUUUUUCUUAGGUGCACCUUCAACCCUUCACGUGGGGAGCUCUGUUACAUAUGGUCCAGUUUUUGGAAGGCAGAGGAAUUUGGGGUAUGGAGUAAACCCUCAGGCUUCACCAGGAAAUUGCAUUGGCUAGACUUCAUCUCAUUUAUUAUUUUUUUUUUAUAAAAUAUUAAGCUAGUGGGACUCCUAACAAGAAUAAAAUUACGUUUUCGUAGGUGCUGUGUGCAGAUAAUUCCUGUGUAGGAAGCUUUCUGCUGUCUAAUUAUGCCUGUAUUAGUGAACCAGUAAUACUGUAAUUAUAAUUAAAGCAAUACAACUUUUGUUUAGACAAGCCAUGGCGUUUGUUAUGCGCUGUCUGUCGAGUCAAUUGGCUGGAAUGAUGGAGUGCCGUUUUUCUUUGUCCUAGGUAAAAUAGGGUUUCCCCCACCCUCCCUCUUGCACCCGGGUGCCCGUAGGUCUUUUUAAUGUCACCGUCCAUCAGCAGUGGGGGCAGCCUGUAACGCUGUUUGCUGAUGUUAAGCAAAUAUUUUGGUAGCAGAUAGGCGAUGAAACGGUCUCUUAAUAGUACCCCCCCUGCCAUAAUUUCAUAAUCAUAAAUUUCUUCUCUAGGUAAUUUUGUUUUGUUGCUGUUAUUUCUAACCAAAUGGCUCUUGACUGUUCGAGCUCUCUGCAUGAAACCUGCAAUUUGGAGACAUUUGCACCGUGGCCUUUUUGCAUUAUGCUGGUAACGUAAAAUGGCCCCCAAACUGGUGUUGACUGCAUCUGCUGUUAAAUUUCAGCGAAUUGAAAGUGAAUCUGUUUUCACAGCUCUGGUUUCGGCACGCUUGUUCCCUUUCCUGCCUUUGCAAGUGGAGCUACUUGGUAUUGCUCUGCUCCCCGACGCUUCGGCUUGUGCCUGCGCACAGACUUCAAAUACCCGUUGGCCGGAGCCUGGGAUAUAAGCUGUGAUGCAGCUGCAGUCAAGCUUUUUCUAAAAAUUUAGCCAUCUGUUAUUCCAGAAGACCCGUAGAUUUUUUUUGAUAGGGGAAGAAAGUCCUUGUGCUCCGUGAAAUGAUCAGUUUCACACGGAGUUGGUUCUUUGAGAUGCUCUUCUCUCUUUGCUUGCGUACCCCUGGCCCUGCAAGGAGGUGUAGCUUAUUCCGGGCUUGGUUAAUGAUGCACCACGUUAGAGCAAAUUACAACCAGGAGGGAGGCGGGUGGAACUGCAGAGUGUCUCAUCCUGGGGAAGCCGCUGUUGGUGACUGAGGCGCAGCGGUAGGGCAUCAGGGGCAGGAGCCAGGCUCGGAAUGCCAGAGGAGGCUGAACCAGGCCCUCCCCUCCUCAUCCCUCCGUUCCUGCUGCUCCGAAUGCUGCCAAAACUGGAAGCGCGGCAGGUUUGUGAGUGUUACCGUACCAGAAGUGGUGAUGCAGUGCUGGAAGUGAGGAUGAACUUUGCUCGCCUGAGCUGAAAAGCAUGGUUAGGCACUGCCUAACUGAGAAAUCGCUGGGCUGUAAUUUUUUUAACCUUUUCUUUUCAGGGUCGUGGUCAUCAAAUGUGGAGACUCUGCACGGCUGUUUGCAUUUGCCUAGUUCUCCCAUUGUUGCUUCUCUUUUUGCAGCCUUCUCCUCCCCCUUCCCUGGCUGGCAUCACCCUCCAGCUUUAGGAAGGUCAAAAUAGAAACGCCCAGAAAAACAGGUCUAAUUUGUGCAGGGAACGCAAACGGAGCCUUGUCAUUUCCUUCUUUGUACAGAGCCUGGAACUGAAAAGUGACAUCCUGACAUCCAGGAGCAUCCCAAACCCGGAAUGACUGGGGAGAAGCUGCUUUGGCUGACAAUCCAUCUUCCUGCGCGUUCGUGGCAAGGUAGUGCGAGCUGUCGGAGCCGUGCUCUUCCCUUGUGGAUCUCAAAGCUGCUUCGCAGAGUCUGGAGCGUAGCGAGACCUGCCGUGUGUGCGGGCUGCUGUUAAAGAGUUUAACGAAUAAACUGUGGUGACAUCGGAAGGUGCUGCCAUCAAGCACGCAGCACGGCCCUGCUUCCUGAGGUUACAGCCCCACCGCUCUGCCCGCAGGAUGGUCUGUGCCAGGGUUGUCUCUGUGCUUGAGGAAAAUCGGCAGAGUCAGAUCCGGGACAUACCACCUCUCCUGCCCCGCUCUGAGGAGUCAUGGAGGACAAACGCAACAUCCCCAUCAUUGAGUGGGAGCACCUGGACAAAAGGAAAUUCUAUGUGUUUGGGAUUUGCAUGACUAUGAUGAUCCGGGUGAGCGUUUACCCUUUCACGCUCAUCCGGACGCGGCUGCAGGUUCAGAAGGGCAAGAGCCUGUACAACGGGACUUUUGAUGCUUUUGUGAAAAUCCUGCGGACAGAAGGGACAGCUGGGCUCUACCGUGGCUUUUUGGUCAACACUUUCACCCUGAUCUCUGGACAGUGCUAUGUGACGACAUACGAGCUCACUCGGAAGUAUGUGUCACGGUACAACAACAACAACGCCGUGAAGUCUCUGGUGGCCGGUGGCUCAGCCUCCCUGGUGGCCCAGAGCAUCACGGUGCCCAUCGAUGUGAUCUCCCAGCAUCUGAUGAUGCAGAGGAAGGGGGAAAGCAUGGGCAGGUUUAAGGUGCAGAACCAAGAUGGCAAGCGGAUGUUGGUCUUUGGCCAAACCAAGGACAUAAUUGUACAGAUUUUCAAGGCCGAUGGCUUUAGAGGCUUCUACAGGGGCUAUGUGGCCUCGCUGCUCACCUAUAUUCCCAACAGCGCGGUCUGGUGGCCCUUCUACCACUUCUAUGCCGAACAGCUUUCUGGCUUGACUCCUAAAGACUGUCCCCAUCUCCUCCUGCAAGCUAUAUCGGGGCCGCUUGCAGCUGCGACGGCUUCCACGCUCACCAACCCCAUGGACGUCAUCAGGGCUCGGGUUCAGGUGGAAGGCAAGAGCUCCAUCAUCCUCACCUUCAAACAGCUCAUGGCGGAGGAAGGCCCCUGGGGCCUGACGAAAGGCCUCUCUGCUCGCAUCAUCUCGGCCACUCCUUCCACCAUCGUCAUCGUGGUGGGCUAUGAAACUCUGAAGAAGCUGAGCCUCCGCCCAGAGCUGGUGGAUUCGAGACACUGGUAGAGGCAACUGGGGGAAGAGCGACGUUCCUUUUGAAUCCUCUGAAUUUGAACCAUCACGGUUGAAGGCUCAGGAGGAGAGGCAGCUGCUGUCUCCCUUGUCUCUGGGUGGUUUCACAGUACAAGGCAGAAGCAGGAGCAACCGCAGUUCACCUCUUUAGAUUUGAUUGUGAUGCAGCCAGCGCUCUGCUGCUCUUUCUGCUUAAAACCGUCAAAAUGUGACCUUCGGCGAGGCUGUUUGCCCGUGGCAGCACAUUGAAGAGCAGCCAGGUGUGUGAACGCAUCCUGGCAAGUUCUGAAUUCCCUUUUUUUAAAUUAAAGACUUACUGGCUGAAGCAAAAAGCCAGUUUAUUCUCUAAAUUAUUUGAAUUCUUUGCCAAACCUUCUGAGGAGGGGAGUCUAACAGACUGCAGCAGAGCCCUCUCGUGGGUUGGGUGCCGACUGCAGUUGUACUGUGGCAAGCUGGAAGAAUAGAAUAGACCGGUAGAUUUCUUCACUUGCCCGCGUUUAUUUCUAGAAGAUGUGAGACAAGAGUAACCUGGAACCACUUAAGACCUUAUUUACCGCGUUUCGAAUAGAUCCCUACAUACCUUUUUGUGUAUGUUCUUGGAAAACGUUUCCUAUCUCAUCCUUUCAAACAGCAAGCGGGCUGAUAGGCAAGUUAGGAGUUGAGCUGGCUAUUUGUCGUUAGCUGAUGACAAUUGUGACACCUAACCGAUGUUUUUAAUCUGUUAUUUAAUUAUUUUUUAAUUUUUUAAUUUUUUUUUUAAUUUUAGGGAAGCUUAUUCUGAUUUCUGGGAGACUUGAGUGGUUGUUCUGUGGCCUUGUUCGAUGUGAGUGUCCAUACUGCAUGUUCGGUGUGGCUGCUGCCACUUCCCACCUUUUAGUUAGUUUAAGCACAAAGGAAACAUCAAGUUUGGAAGUGUCGGAUUGCUGUGCUGCCGGCAGCCGAAACGAGAACUCAAUGUGACUUGAGCUAGCCCUGGAUGUGAGGUGGGGAAGGAAAAAAGAAAGAAACAAACAAACAAAAAAAAAAACCCCAACUUGUACUGGCUUUUGAUCCAGUUCAAACCUGAUUGGCAUGUUCAUAUUGAAUAAGGAGUAAUGGUUCGCUAAUACGUUGUAAGUUUCAAUCCUGCUUAUCCUGUUUGGGAAGGGCAAGGACGAUUCUUUGCACACUCUUGCUGGAUCAGAAUCUGAAGCGAUGGUCUGUGUCUUUUACCAGAUGCAAACUUGCAGGCGAGUGAUGAAGCAAGAGGCUGCUCUUUGGAAAGGAGGAAGGAAGGGCUUGUUUGACCCCACUCUGCCGGUCUCGGUGUGUGAGAGCCACCUCUCACAACGCCAGCCUGCGCGUGGUGCCCGUCCCCAGUUAGUUGUGUGUCUGAGGGGGUGCGAGAUGCACCCCCACAUACCAGCUCGUGUCUGUUCACCUCGCUGCCGUAACGAGGAACUCUUGGCUGUAGCGUUGGUGGUGCUCUUGGCUGUCUUCUCACCUGGGACUUGCUGAGUGUGGCUUUCGCCUUCCUCCCGAUGUCGGCAGCUCAGCCCGUGCUGAGACUGGAUGUGCCGCGGUUUCUUGCCAGAGGUGGAACCAGUACAGACAGACGCUGCUGGAGUUGGAGAGACUUCUAUAUUUAAGGGCAGAACUCGGUUAUAAGAUACUGUACUGCAUAAUGAGGUUGCAGAUGAGUCAUCCAAGGCCUUUUUAAUCCCAUCUUUGUUUUCUGCGGCGUUAAAUAAGGUGGUGUCCGCCUGAGCCGCUGACAGAGCUGUGUGUCCUGCAAGCUGCUCUUCUGUCACGGUUUUGUCAUUUAAAAGACGAUGCCAGCCGGCUCUUUCUGUACUAGCCAAACAGCGGCAUCACCAGAUUGCGGGAGGUGUCCUGAGUAGCCCCGCGCUCACAGGAAGGCGGUAGUAAGGCCGAUAUUAACAAAAUAAUCAUCAGCCUCUGCUGAUUGCCAGUGGGGGAAGUCCAGGUGUGUGUCGAGGACCUGGCAGGUGGCACAAAUGUAAGAAGACACUCUCAAGCUUAAUAUUCCUCUCUUAACCAGCGAAGUUCUUGACAACUAAUAAAACUUCAGAGACCUUCAAGUUUGA
This is a messenger RNA of Falco peregrinus (peregrine falcon), 7399 nucleotides long. It is a transcript of the gene SLC25A44, whose product is annotated as solute carrier family 25 member 44. Gene Ontology annotation, biological process: branched-chain amino acid catabolic process. Lineage: Eukaryota; Metazoa; Chordata; Aves; Falconiformes; Falconidae. Gene Ontology annotation, molecular function: branched-chain amino acid transmembrane transporter activity. The transcript has 4 exons. Gene Ontology annotation, cellular component: mitochondrion. The coding region runs from base 4365 to 5306 and encodes 313 amino acids. The record is from RefSeq and is a predicted model, not a curated record.